Molecule: messenger RNA, 597 nt
Organism: Humulus lupulus (European hop)
Lineage: Eukaryota; Viridiplantae; Streptophyta; Magnoliopsida; Rosales; Cannabaceae
Exons: 2
Coding region: 1-597 (198 amino acids)
Source: RefSeq, a predicted model, not a curated record
AUGUCGUUUGGAGUUACCAAUGCCCCUAUUUCUUUCAUGGAUCUCAUGAAUAGGGUGUUUAAUGAUCAUCUAGACAAAUUUGUGGUAAUGUUUAUAAACGAUAUCCUUAUUUAUUCAAGAAUAGAGGAGGAGCAUGCAGAGUAUAUACGAUUGACCCUACAGAGAUUGAAGGAUCAUAAGUUAUAUGAAAAGUUCAAAAAAUGUGAAUUUUGGCUUUCUCAAGUGGUGUUUCUAAGGCAUCUAGUAAGCAAGGAUAGUAUUAAAGUUGACCCAAUUAAGAUUGAAGUUGUAAGAGAUUGGCCAAAACCAAAGAAUGCUUUUGAAGUGAUGAGUUUCCUCGGGCUAGCACGAUAUUAUAGAAAAUUCGUGGAGGGAUUUUUGGAGAUUGCCACGCCAUUAACAGAGUCGACAAAGAAGAACUUGAAGUUUGUAUGGACUGAGGAAUGUGAACGUAGCAUUCAGGAGAUAAAGGGUAAAAUUAUUAUCACACCUAUUUUGAGUCUUCCAACGAAUGAUGAGAGGUUCAUAGUAUAUUGUGAUGCAUCAAAAGAAGGACUUGGAUGUGUGUUGAUGCAAGCUGGAAAGGCAGAAAUGUGA